This is a messenger RNA of Closterium sp. Naga37s-1, 561 nucleotides long. The record is from the annotation of a GenBank genome assembly. NCBI's taxonomy places the organism in Eukaryota, Viridiplantae, Streptophyta, Zygnematophyceae, Desmidiales, Closteriaceae.
AUGUCCGCCGCAGCCGACGGCGGCGACGCCGCCGCCGCCGCUGUGCUGCCACCUGUCAUCCGGCGGUUGGACGAGGCGGUGGUGAACCGCAUCGCGGCGGGCGAGGUGAUCCAACGGCCGGCGUCGGCCGUGAAGGAGCUGGUGGAGAACAGCCUGGACGCGCGCGCGCGGAGCGUGGGCGUGGUGGUGAAGGACGGCGGGCUCAAGAUGAUGCUCAUCACGGACGACGGCCAUGGCAUCCGCGUGAGUGCUGGGGGGAGGAGCUCUCAACCACAGCCUGCGCACGUGAGAAUGCUGGGCACAUUGCAUCUAAGCCAUGAGCUUCCCGACCGUCCCAGCGCAUCUCGUCCUCUCAAAAUCCCCCAUCUAUGCCUCCUUCCUUCUCCAUCUCUCCCCUUCUCCCUUUCUCCCCUCUCCCUGCACCCCUCUCCCCCUCUCCCCCUCUCCCCCUCUCCCCCUCUCCCCCUCUCCCCCUCUCCCCCUCUCCCCCUCUCCCCCUCUCCCCUCUCCCCUCUCCCCUCUCCCUCUCCCCUCUCCCCUCUACCCUCCCCACCCCCCUAG